UCCCUCCCGAUAGGUAUCUCAAGAAUAGUUCAUGCCGCCUCAAUCGAAUAGAGAACUAUUCGCUUGUGCCCUUCGACCAGUCAGAGCCAAUCUAUUUUUUCGAUAAUAUCAGCUCUGACAGCAUCGAUGAGGGAAAUAUUACUUGAUUUUCUGCGGGUAAUUCCUCUGUGUGGCCUUUUUUUACUUUACUUCUUUUCCCCUCAGACUAUUGUUCGGGGAAUUCCAAGCAAGGGAAGCCGGUCCCACCGAUACACACAUUAUUGUGGAAGUCUUAGAUCUACCCAAGAUUUGAACGUUGUAUAGAUCUCAUGCAACGAAAUGCAAGAUUUGGUUUUAUGCGGUAUUCCCAAGGGAAUGGUCCAGGACCCACGGUGGGCCAUCGGGACCCGGCAAGUCGUCACCACUGUCACAUUCGGCUCGUGUUAGUGACAAUUGCUGAUUUGAUGGCAAUGAAUUACAAGAUACAAAAUACCACCCUAGAAAAUUAUGUACUUGGAGCCAAUAAAGAGAUGGGAGUAAAGAUAGUAAGUUAAUCUUUGGAGUACUCAAUCGAAUCUUAGAUUGAAUGUUACCUCAGAGGGAGCUUUCUUCUCCUUUAGAGAUUUACUCCGUCUAAACCCUUGAAAGUAUCUAUCUACCUUGGAAUCAUUUUCCUUUGAAGUCAAUGGAGCAUCUAUAUCACAUCCACUCUAUUUGCUUUGUACUUGACUGAACUAAUUAACUCGUUCAAUCCGAUUUUAGUAUCAAUCCAUUAUCUCCAUUAUAGUCCUGACCAACUUGCACCAAAUUUAGGCUCAAUUGGUCUACGGUACACUUCAUACAAUCUGAUUUUAGGAUAAUCAAUUGGAGGAAAUGGAAACCCUCUUUUAGUGAAACCUUCAUUGACACACGGCAAAAGUGUUAUUUUCCCUCAUCCCAACAAUCUUACUAUCAGGCAGUGUCAGCUCCUCUGU
Botrytis deweyae is the source of this 953-nucleotide messenger RNA. RefSeq lists its product as uncharacterized. The record is from RefSeq and is a predicted model, not a curated record. NCBI's taxonomy places the organism in Eukaryota, Fungi, Ascomycota, Leotiomycetes, Helotiales, Sclerotiniaceae. The transcript is spliced from 2 exons. The coding region runs from base 309 to 533 and encodes 74 amino acids.